Abrus precatorius (Indian licorice) is the source of this 1389-nucleotide messenger RNA. RefSeq lists its product as uncharacterized. The transcript has 6 exons. NCBI's taxonomy places the organism in Eukaryota, Viridiplantae, Streptophyta, Magnoliopsida, Fabales, Fabaceae. Gene Ontology annotation, molecular function: hydrolase activity. The record is from RefSeq and is a predicted model, not a curated record. Bases 179 to 1339 code for a protein of 386 amino acids.
UUUGGAUAUUGUAUUCGAUGUUUCCUAUGUAAUCUUUCAUGUUCCAAAUUUGAACUUGGUUUUGCUGUUCAGAGUUAAUUAUCAGCUACCCUUUUGCCAAUUGCUUAGUUUGGUGGCAUUUGUUCGGUGAAUUUGGAUCUUUUUAUAUCAAAGUUUUUUGGGUCAGCAUUGUGUGCUCAUGGUGGUGAGGUUUAACCCUUUUUGUCUCAGACUCUCUCAUCAACCUCAGAACAUUGUAUAUUUCUCUAAACAAGUGACAAUUAAGUGCAAUUAUGGGAAACACAUGAAAAGGGGUGAACUUGGAAGGCCCCAGAUAGUGUUGCCUUCUGGUUUGGGGAACAGUACUGAAGGGUUGCGUGUGUUUGUGGUGUCCGAUUUGCAUACUGACUAUGCUGAGAAUUUGAAAUGGGUGGAGUGUUUGUCCUCUGUGAAGCUCAAGAAUGAUGAUGAUGUGCUUCUCGUGGCAGGUGAUGUGGCAGAGACAUAUUCCAUGUUUGUUGUCACAAUGUCUCGUUUGAAAGAAAGGUUUAAGCAUGUCUUUUAUGUUCCUGGGAAUCAUGAUCUUUGGUGUCGUCGCGAGGGGCAAAAUUAUGUUGAUUCUCUUGAAAAGCUGAAUAAAUUGCUUGAUGCGUGUAAGAGAAUUGGAAUUGAGACAAAUCCGAUGGUUAUAGAUGAAUUAGGAAUCAUUCCUUUGUUCUCUUGGUACCAUGAGAGCUUUGACAAAGAGAAGGACAUAACAGGCUUUCGUAUCCCGUCUUUGGAGAUGGCAUGUAAAGACUUCUAUGCCUGUAAGUGGCCCAAGGAACUUUCAAAUGGAGAUAUGUCCCUGGCUUUACAUUUUGAUGCCAUGAAUGAUAAACAAAUGGAAGUGAUAAAAGAGAUUCAGAUGACAUGCAAUCACAUCAUUACCUUUUCUCACUUUGUUCCCAGGCAGGAACUUUGUCCCGAGAAGAGGAUGUUAUUUUAUCCCAACCUUCCAAAAAUAAUUGGUUCAGACUCUCUUGAACAUCGAAUAAGGUUUAUACAUGGGGCUAAGGGAAGGAGGAAUGCAUCUUCUUGUCAUGUGUUUGGUCAUACUCACUUCUGUUGGGAUGUUGUUAUUGAUGAUAUCAGAUAUGUACAAGCACCCUUAGCAUACCCAAGGGAAAGAAAGAGAAGAAUGAAUGGAGGUGAAAAUUGGCUACCAUUUUGCCUUUAUGCUGACAAGAAAUUUUCUGAUAGGCUCAACCCUUGCUAUUGGUCUGAUUAUUACUCUGCCAACCCCAGGACGCCAAAUAAUACUGAACUUGCUCCUUGGGUCGCUAGAUUUUACAAGAAAACAGAAAAUAUAGAUGUCUAGUGUUUGACUAUUGACAUUAUUAAGUUAGAUUCAUUCAUAAUUUUUUGGAU